Molecule: messenger RNA, 5327 nt
Organism: Octopus bimaculoides (California two-spot octopus)
Lineage: Eukaryota; Metazoa; Mollusca; Cephalopoda; Octopoda; Octopodidae
Product: methyltransferase-like protein 25B
Source: RefSeq, a predicted model, not a curated record
ACAUUACCCUUGGUGUGGAGAGUAGCAGUAUAGCUAUGAACAUGGCGGAGCGUGAUUCUGUAUUUGCUUUGCCAAGUAAUAUUGACUCUGUUGUAUCAGUCAAACAACACAUCCAGAAAAUACUCCAGUUUUUGAAAAUUUAUGGAUGGGUGCUUGACAUCUAUGUGUCGGUUGACACUGAACGCCUCCAAUGGAUUAGACACCAUCAAAAGGAAAUGCGUGCAGAAGAAUACGGCAAUCUACGCGACGAAGUCAACCAAAAUCAUCAGGUUAUGGCUUCGGAUGUUGGGCUUCCUGUCAUUCUCCCAUCAUCAUGCACUAGAGGCCCCUGUUAUAUGCAUGAAAAUAUGCAGGUUGCUCUUACCUAUGCCUGCCACUGUGGCUGUUUUGAUCUUUUCAUCACUUUCACUUGCAAUCCUAAAUGGAGAGAUAUCCAGUCUCACCUAUUUCCUGGCCAAAAUCCUUUAGGCAGGCAUGAUAUCAUAUUGAGAGUGUUUCACCUUAAGCUUAAGAAAAUGAUAGAUGUUAUUAGGCAUGGACAACUUUCUGGACCAGUACGGUGUUUCAUGUACACCGUUGGAUGGCAGAAGAGAGGACUUCCACAUGCCCAUAUUCUCUUUUGGCUUCAAAUCAAGCUCAUGUCGACUGAUGUUGAUUCCGUUAUCAGUGCUGAAUUGCCAAAUCCCCAAGAAGACCCAGUCCUUUUUGAUAUCAUUAAAACCAACAUGAUGCAUGGACUGUGUGGCUACCUUAAUCGUAACUCUGCAGGUAUGGACAAUGAGAGGUGCACAAAGCGUUACCCACGAAAACUUAUACAUGAAAUGAAGACUGGCCAUGAUGGCUACCCUUUAUACCGUCGCAAGGCACUGCAAGAGAGUGGACAUACGGCAACUAUAUCAUCGGUUGAUGGUCAAGAUUUCAAUAUCGACAACAGAUGGGUUGUGCCACAUAACAAGGUGCUUUGUAAAAUGUUUUCAGCUCACAUAAACGUUGAAUUCUGCAACUCUGUAAAAUCAAUCCAAUACAUCUGCAAGUAUGUUCAUAAGGGAUUGGAUCGAGCAGUUAAUGAGUUGGCUAGGACAGAUAAACCUGAUGUCACCACAGAUGAAAUCAUGUUUUACAAAACUGGACACCACAUCUCUUUCAAUGAGGCAUUUUGGCCCAUAUUUGGUUUUCUGAUCCACGAAUGUGAACCUACAGUUAUUCACCUCAGCGUUCAUUUGGAGAAUGGUCAACGGGUAUAUUUUAACAAGGAAAGUAUGUAUGUCUGUACACGACUACCUUGAAAAUCAACAUUUACCGGAUUUUUCAACCUUUGCAGUUCUGACUCUUUUGCGAAAACUCUUCUUUAUGUGGACAUGUCUACAUUCUACACAUGGAAUUAUUUUUCCCACUGUUGGCAAAGUAGAAAGUGAGGGCACAUUUCACAAAGAGAUCCUUCGAUGCGUGAAGCUGGUAUCCUCUCAAAAGUGUACUUAGUUCAUUCACUGAAAUCAGAGUGCUUUCACCUCCAUCUUCUUUUGCACGUUAUCACAGGUCUGACUUGCUACGAUGAUCUUCGCACCAUCAACGGCAAUAUUUGUUCAUCAUUUAAAGAGACCUGCUCCAAAGUAGGUCUUCUUGACAACGAUGAUCAAUGUGAUCAUGCCCUCCAUAAGGCAUCCACUUUGAAGUAACCAAAAGCUCUUCGCAAGCUUUUUGCCAUUAUGCUGGUUUUGCCGUUAUGCCGUUUUGUGGUUUCCAAAAUCCUCAAUCUCUAUGGGAUAGAUAUUGUGACAGCAUGUGUCUUGACAUUCUUAUGCAAUCCUGUUUCAGAUCCUCAAACAUGAACUUGCAGUUUACACCAGAAAUGUACAUCCUUUGAAGAGCUACUAUGUCAAGUCCCCUAACUGAAAAAAAUGAGGCUUUGUAACCGCCACUUACUUAGGGAGACAUGCUUUGAGUCUUCUGUUCUAUGUUCAGGAACAAGAACACUGGUUGAAUCCUGAACAAGCUGAUGUCUACAAUUUUGUUUCAUCAAUGCUUAAAGACAUCCUCUUCCUUGAUGCACCAGGUGGCACAGGAAAGACAUUUCUACUCAACCUCCUUCUUGCCAAAGUUUGCCAACGUGGGCAGAUAUCCAUUGCAGUGGUGUCUUCAAGAAUAGCAGCCAUGCUGUUAGCUGUAGAACAGUCCAUUCAACAUUUAAGCUUCCUCUUAACAUCGGUCAUGUUGAAAAUCCUUCAACCAACAUAAGGAAGAAUUCUGAUGAGACUGUUAUCUUUCAAAAAUGUAAAUUGAUAGUCUGGGACGAGGCGACAGUGUCUUACAAAAAUGCAUUUGAUGCCAUCAAUGCAACACUACAAGAUCUGCGCUCCAGCUCUCAACUAUUUGGUGGCUUCAUUUUACUUCUUGCUAGGGACUUCUGUCAAACUCUACCCAUCAUCCCAAAAGGCAAUCAAGGUGAUGAAAUAGAAGCAUGCAUCAAACAUUCUCAUCUUUAGCAUUUUGUCCAGAUGAGAAAGUUAACCAUCAACAUGUGCUCGAUUCUUCUCCAACAAGAGGAUGAUGAUGACUUUGCUACAAAGUUAUUGGAUGUUGGUAAUGGGAACUUACCGAUGAAUGCAAACGGUUUGGCUGACAUAAGUACCAUCUGUAACUAUGUCUCCAGCCAUGAGGAUCUUUGCAGAACAGUUUACCCCAACCUUUCAACAAACUAUGUCAGUCACCAAUGGAUGUGUGAAAGGGCCAUGUUAGCUCCAACAAACACCACUGUCCAAGCUCUUAACAUGUGCCUUCUUCAUCAACUUCCAACCCAGGUGCGAAUCUAUGGAUCCAUCGAUUCAACAACAGAUCCAACACACUUAAUGGUUUACCCAACAGAGUUUUUAAACUCCCAAGAACUAUCAGGAAUGCUACCUCACAAACUCUGCCUCAGACUUGGAGGUCCAAUUGUUCUCUUGAGAAACUUGGAACCUCCUCAGCUUUGCAACAGCACCCAGUUGGUUUAACCCAAUUGUUGGAUAACGUUAUCGAGGCUAAAAUCAUAACGGGUCAAGGGGCUGGUGACACAGUUUUCAUUUCCUGAAUACCUCUAAUUCUGACUGACUGUGUAUUCUCAAUGAAAAGAGUACAGUUUCCCAUAUGUCUAAGCUUUACUAUGAACAUCAACAAAGCCCAGGUACAGUCACUCAAAGUGGUUAGGCUGGACCUCAGCACUUCAUGUUUUUCACACUGGCAGCUGUAUGUAGGCUGUUCGUGAGUUGGAAACUCAGCCAAUCUAUUUUACUACGCUCCCGGAGAGUUGACAAGGAAUGUGGUUUACAAGGCAGCCCUCCAAUAGUUAUUUCCAUGGAGUUGAAAGCCAUUUAAGGACUUUUUUGUGUUGAAUCACUGGGAGAAACUGCUUCCAAGCUGGCGUGAUUGUUUUCAGAAGAUGACUACUUCAGAUGUUGCAGAACUUCUUACAGUGAAUAAGAACACCAAAAGCAAGAUAAUAUUACCUUUGUCUCUCUUGGCCUGUCGUUCAUGCAUCCAAAGUUUGUCAUUGAAAAGGACUAUCGCAUCAGAUAAAGGACUUAGUUAUGUACUUGAAGCCCUUACUUCAAAUACAUAUCAGAAAAUAUCAGCUCACCUGCCUACAAUGUAUCAUGUGACUGAUGACCCUACAAUUAUUUCAGACAUCAAGUGCAGUGGAGGUCAGUAUGUAUCAUUGGAUGCAUACUAUCGGAAACAUGUAAAGCCUAAAAAGCAACACGAAAUCCAUCAAAUGUCAAAGGUCAUAGGUGACUUGUGCCACAUCAUUAAAUGUGACAAAGUAGUGGAUGUUGGUGCUGGUCUUGGUCACUUGUCAAGGCUAUUAAACUUCAAGUAUAAUCUAACUGUCACAACUGUGGAAGCUACUGGUGGGCAUGCUGCCAAAGCACAUAAAUUUGAUUUAGACCUCUUUAACAUGAUGAAAAAAAGAAAGAAAGAAAUUCAAGAUUCAGAGCAAAAGUCUGAAGGUACCAUUUGUUAUAACACAACAGAAAAGAAAACCAAUCUUAAUCUAAAUGAUACGUCAAAUCAUGCUACAUCACUACCUUACCAUGUGAUUCAUCAAGUUGUUAAUAAUAUUUCUCCAAAAGAUUUCCUGGAAAUGCUAAAAAUGCCAAGAACUUGUGAAUUUGAUUCCAGUCAAAAAGUUAAUUUAUUUGAUACUUUUCAGCCUUUUUGUUUAAGCAACACUAAUUCUGGAGAACAUUACACCUCAAAAGAAAACAGUACUGUCAAUUUUCAUUUAAAUUAUGGAAGUAUGAAAGAAAAAGAUAUUUUACCAUCACCUUACAAACAGUCUUCAAAUUACAGGCAAAUCCGGAGAACAUGUUCAGAAUCUAACUUGAGCCACUCAGUGACAACAUUUAAAGAAAAUUCUGUAAGAUUUUGCACUAAAUCUUCAAAUUCUCUCAAUUUAUUUGAUGAGAAAUUAAUACUGAAAAAACCAAGUGUCUUUGCCAAUCAGCUUGUUUUGUGUGGAUUGCAUGCCUGUGGGGACUUAACAACCACUCUGAUUCAAAUGUUUACCCAGAAUCAAGAUAUUUCUGCACUAGCUGUUGUUGGUUGUUGCUAUAUGAAGCUCUCUACAUCCAGCAAUUGUUCAUUAUCUAAUAAUGCCAGCUGGGGUUAUCCUAUGAGUCAACAUUUACAAACAUUACAGCAUCGUUUGACAUAUGAAGCUAGAGAGUUGGCCUGCCAUUUUGUUGAUGCAUAUCAUAAAAGAUUACUUGAGAAUAGGCCAAGCCUUCGCAGACAUUGGUAUCGUGCAUCUUUGCAGUGUGUUGUAAAAGCAAUCCAGCCUACUUUCAAACAUGGCUGUAUAAAAAUAUCUAUUAAAAAUGUGGAGAAUUUAUCAUUUGAAGUGUACUUGGAGAAAGCUUUAAAAUCUCUUGGAUUCAGCAUAUCACAAGUACCUCCUGGCAUAAUUGAUCAGUGCAAAGCAACUGAAAAUCAAUGGAAAGAUAUAGUUUGUUUUUAUACUUUACGUCUUUCUAUUGCGCCUGUUAUUGAAACACUCGUCUUACUUGAUAGAAUGCUUUACAUUUUGGAAUCAGGUAUACCUUGUGCUCUGGUACCAAUAUUUGAACCGCUUCUGUCACCUAGAAACUUCGUACUACUUGCAGCAAAAUCAUUACAUUGAUAUGGUUUAUAUAAUCAUUUUCUCAGUCAAACAUACUGGACAAUACUAUAAGUAAUCAUUUAGUAUUUGGUGAACAUUCUAAAGUUAUAAUUUUCUUGGUCACAGCCAGACACUUACAGCUUUAUAUUCUUCACUUUCAAUAAAAUGUAAUGAAUUUCUUUAUUGGAAUAUA